GACCAGAUCCCUGUCGCGUUCGCGUCGUCGGACAGAGCGAGAGCCGAAGCCCGAUGACGCCAGCAGCACAUCCAACCUUAGCGCCCGAGCGCCUUUAUUCGGCCGGAUUUAGCCUCGUAGACCGAGUCCUGCUAUUUGUCACGGAGCCCAUGAAGCUUCAAAUUGAGCGCAUGGCGCCGAUUUAUGUUGGAAGAUGAUCCGCUAAAUUUUCCGCACCUCAAACAUGUCGGAACCAAAGGACCAGUCGGUAAACGAGCCAACCAUUCCCCCGGAAGGGGGCGUCAAAGGCUGGCUGACCGUGGCGGGUGCUUUUUGCGCCCUCUUCUCUUCAUUUGGCUUUUUAAACGCUAUCGGUGUCUUCCAAACUACCUACCAAGAGACAUCCCUCAAGGACUACGAUGCAUCCGACAUCUCCUGGAUUUUUGCCGUGCAGCUGGCCCUCAUGUGGGCGCCAGGGCCGCUUUGGGGCCGCAUCAUCGACACAUACGGCCCCAUCCCGGUACUCUGGCCAUGCAGUGUUCUGUGCAUUCUGGGCCUGUGCAUGACCAGCCUGGCACACGACUACUACAAUAUCUUUCUUGCCCAGGGUCUCUGCUUUGGCAUCGGAGCAGGCGGGGUGUUCACAUCCGCCAUGAUCUGCGUUGGCCAGUGGUUUGUCCGCCAACGGGGUUUCGCCACCGGCAUUGCUGUUUCCGGUAGCUCUCUGGGAGGUGUGAUCUUUCCGAUCUUCCUCGACCGUGUCAUCAACGACAUCGGUUUCUAUGGUGCCAUCCGGUAUACCGCACUCUUCGUGGGCGUCAUGUUGGUCGUCGCGUGUGCAUUGAUCCGAAGCCGUUUGCCGCGCAAGAAGUGGAACGGGAAAGCGGCAUGGAUUGACCUGGCGUUGUUGAAGGACAAGGCGUUUGGAUUGUAUACCGCGGGCGCAUUCUUCGUCAUGUGGGGAAUAUGGGCGCCAUUCGACUAUCUUUCCAGUAUGGCGAUGAAUGCCGGGUUUUCAUCCACCCUGGCGCUGUAUCUGAUCUCCAUCAUCAACGCUGCCUCCAUCUUCGGCCGAUUAAUCCCCCCUCAGCUAGCCGACAUAUUCGGGCACUUUAAUAUAAUCAGCCUCUGCUGUUUCAGCACCGGCGUCUCCAUGCUCUGUCUCUGGCUCCCAUUCAAUUAUCAUCCAUCGCACGCAGGAAUCAUCGUCUUCGCCGCCGUGUACGGCUUCGUGAGCGGCGCGGUAGUGUCUCUGUUGAUGCCCUGCGUUGCCAAAGUGGGGGACAUACAAACCCUGGGUCAGCGAUUUGGGACAUUCCAGCUGAUCAUGUCACUGAGUUGUCUGACCGGGUUACCCAUCAUGGGCGCCAUUCUGGAAAAGCAAAACUAUACGGAUUAUUCGGGGUUGCAGCUGUUUGGUGCGUGCUGCGCGCUGCUUGGGUCUGUGUUGAUUGGGGGGUCGACAUUUUUGCUGAGAAGGAUGCGGAACACGAGUAAAAUGUAGUGGACGGGAGGAUCGCUGUUAAACGACGACCACGACUUUUUAAUAUCACUUGGGGCGGAUGGCAGAUGUAAUAUAAUUUAAAAGACUAUAAUCAUAUCAGCAAGUCUCAUGUUGGGC
Messenger RNA from Aspergillus sclerotioniger CBS 115572, 1600 nucleotides. RefSeq names its product MCT family MFS transporter. Gene Ontology annotation, biological process: transmembrane transport. The transcript has 5 exons. Gene Ontology annotation, cellular component: fungal-type vacuole membrane. Gene Ontology annotation, molecular function: transmembrane transporter activity. The record is from RefSeq and is a predicted model, not a curated record. Bases 224 to 1483 code for a protein of 419 amino acids. Lineage: Eukaryota; Fungi; Ascomycota; Eurotiomycetes; Eurotiales; Aspergillaceae.